AUGAGGUCCUUGGAAGAUAAGCGUAAAGUUAUGAUAAAGAAACCCGAACUUCAGCGAUAUCCACACUUCAAUAAAGUGAUCAUUGACCGUGACCUCUCAUAUGCAGACCGUGUCAUGUCCAGCAACUUUCAUGCAGUACUUAAAGCACUGAAUAAUCAUGGGCUAACCAUGAAAGGCUCACGUGUCAUACGUUCGCGUGAUUGUUCCGGUGACGUCAGUGGUCGGGGUAGAUGGCAACGCCCGCCCCAGCAAGACCAGCGGUCCGAUGACCGGGUCUCCCGAGGAGGGAACUGGAGGCAGAACUCCGGAGGUCGAGGCGGUCCUGGUGGUCGCGGUGGUCCUGGUAGUCACGGUGGUCGAGGUCGCAACGGCGGCUUCGGGUCCCAAGGUCAACGCGGAGGUAACGGGGGACACAACUCCGGGCCUUUCUAG
This is a messenger RNA of Mya arenaria, 432 nucleotides long. RefSeq lists its product as uncharacterized. The coding region runs from base 1 to 432 and encodes 143 amino acids. The record is from RefSeq and is a predicted model, not a curated record. NCBI's taxonomy places the organism in Eukaryota, Metazoa, Mollusca, Bivalvia, Myida, Myidae. The transcript has a single exon.